AUGGUCGAUUUGGUCGAUGAACAUGGACCGAGGGACAUGGAACAAGACAACAUGAUGAUGAGAAUGAUCUCUUUUGAUUACCUGCCUAGAGGGAUCAUCAAGCCUAUGAACUUUGUGAUGCCAGAUGAAUUGUCUUCAUCGUCUUCGUCAUCAUCAUGGAAAGAAAAGAAAGAAACAACAUUAGUCAAUGGAAAAUGGACUGCUGAAGAAGACAGGAUAUUGAUUCAACUUGUGGAGAAAUAUGGAUUGCAAAAAUGGUCACAUAUAGCGCAAGUGUUACCAGGAAGGAUAGGGAAGCAAUGUAGAGAGAGAGGUGGCAAAGAAACAUGGACUGAAGAAGAAGACAAAGUGUUAAUAGAAUUUCAUAAAGAGAUUGGGAACAAAUGGGCAGAGAUUGCGAAAAGACUCCCUGGAAGAACAGAGAACUCGAUCAAGAACCAUUGGAAUGCGACAAAAAGAAGACAGUUCUCUAAGAGAAAGUGCAGAUCUAAGUAUCCAAGACCUUCUCUGUUGCAGGAUUACAUACAGAUCUUGGGUUUGGAAGCGUUGUCUUCUUCCUCUGUGCCUGCAAGAGGUAUACGCAGAGAGAGCAGCAAGAAGAAAGAUAUUAUGGCGGUUGAUGAAAAUAAUAAGAAGAAUGAAGAUGAGCUUUAUGAACAAGAUUGGAUUGUGCCUGAAUGUAUGUUUACUGAUGACUUUGGAAACAAUGAGAACCUGCUUGAGGAAGGAUGUAGCAUUGACUCAUUACUUGAUGACCUUCCUCAGCCUGACAUUGAUGCUUUUGUUCAUGGACUCUGA
Eruca vesicaria subsp. sativa (arugula) is the source of this 798-nucleotide messenger RNA. Lineage: Eukaryota; Viridiplantae; Streptophyta; Magnoliopsida; Brassicales; Brassicaceae. The record is from the annotation of a GenBank genome assembly.